CACUCCAGCUCUCUGUGAUAAGUGUAGCCGUUGGAAUGCUAUGCUCUUCCCUCACUUCCUGUCCUUAUCAAGCCUUCCCGACAAGCUGCAUGAUGCAUGCAAUGGAAGGACAGACGACCGCCACCCCUCCAGCCACUGGAUCGAUCCUCAAAAUUCUGCUGUCUGACUAGCCUUUCUGUCGGCGUUGCCUUUACCGCAUAAUCACACAACGUCAACUUAGCAGAAGCCUCUAUAAUUGACCUCUCCCUCAUCCUAUCUUGUCGGAAUUGACCCUAGAACUUCCGGGUUUCGUUCACCGUCUUUUUGGCGCUCAGCUUGGUGUUCAAACGAUCAAUGGCUGGAAGUAUCUCGUACGACCGAUCAAUUCCUUCUCCCUAAACGGCCAGUGAAGAAUUAUACUAUAUAUGACUAGGGCGUGACACCAUGACCGGCGUUCAAGACAACGACGAGCUACUGCUGGCUCGCAUUGGUUAUCGACAGGAACUACAACGCGAAUUCUCGAAGUGGUCGACCAUCUCCUACGCUAUCUCGAUCUUGGGAAUCCUCGGUUCUGUUCCAGCGACCUUCGGUGCUCCCUUGGCCGCAGGGGGUCCGGCCACAGCGGUAUGGUGCUGGUUUGUGGGUUCCUGUAUGGCACUAUGCAUCGGCAGCUCGGUAGCGGAGCUUGUGUCAGCAUACCCCACAGCUGGGGGCAUGUACUUCGUCACCAAGCAUGUCGUGCCAGAAGAAUAUGUGCCCAUCUUUUCCUGGAUUCAAGGUUGGUGUAACCUCCUGGGACAGACAGCAGGGGUUGCUAGUGUGGUCUACACCGUCAGUCAGAUGCUGCUCGCUGGUGCUAGCAUGAACUCGGCAUUGGUCGAUGGGAAAUACUCUUACUCCCCAUCUGCAUCCGAAACCGUUCUUCUGGCUGUGGUCCUCCUGUGCCUCCUAGGCGUGGUAUGCUCGAUGACCACCAGAUCAUUGCACCGCAUAAUUGCCUGGUUUGCCCCAAUCAAUACCAAACCUAACGAUAUAGUUACCGCCACUGUCUGCAUCUGCGUCACGCUACUAUGGUACACGCCUAACAAACAGCCCGCCGUCUGGGUGUUUACCCACUUCACCGAUGGGUCCGGCUGGGGCUCUAAAGUGUUCUCCUUCCUGCUGGGCUUCAUCUCCGUGGCUUGGGUACUAACCGACUACGAUGGCACGACUCACAUGUCUGAGGAGACCCACGAUGCGGCCGCCCUCGGGCCGAUCGCCAUCCAGACCGCCGUGCUCCUCUCUGGCGCUCUCGGUUGGCUACUGACGAUAUGCCUCUGCUUCUGCCUCACGGACUACGAAGGCAUCCUCAACACGCCCACCGGCCUUCCCGCCGCGCAGAUCUUCUUGAAUGCCGGAGGCCCUGUCGGAGGCUCAAUCAUGUGGGGGUUUGCGAUUCUUGUGCAACUCUUCACCGGCUGCUCCGCAAUGUUGGCCGAUACACGAAUGGUCUAUGCAUUUGCCCGUGACGAAGCCCUGCCAUUCUCCUCGUUCCUCUCCCGCAUCAAUCCCCGAACCCAGACCCCUCUCAACGCCGUCUGGUUUGUCGUCCUCUUCAGCAUCAGCCUGACCUGCAUCGCCAUCGGGUCCACGCAAACCGCCACCGCAAUCUUCAGUAUCACGGCCCCGGCCCUCGACCUCUCUUAUGUCUCCGUGAUCCUCGCCCACCAGAUAUACCGCCACCGGAUCCAAUUUGUCCAGGGGCCUUUCACUCUCGGCAAAUGGGGCCCCCACAUCAAUUGGGUCUCGAUCGUCUGGGUGACGUUCAUCAGCACGGUGCUCUUCUUCCCUCCGCACGUGCCGGUGACGCUCGAGAAUAUGAACUACGCGAUCUUCGUCGGGGCAUUUAUCGCUGCAUUUGCACUGGUGUGGUGGUGGGCUGCUGCAAGGGGACGAUACACCGGACCACGGAUCAACGAACAGUUCGAGCCUGUUGCCACGGAUGAGGAUUAUGGGACGUUUCGGGAGACGGGUUCGAAUGCCAUCUAGUAUAGCUUACAGUCUUCCAGUUUCUGGAGGAUGCAACACCUACAGACAAGUUUAUUGUCAGCGCGCACGCGCGAGCGAGCGCGAGAGUGUGUGUGAGUGCAGUGAUCAUUUCAUCCUGCCUCAGCACACAAAUUGAGAAAUGGAAUUGGAAUAUCGGCAAGAGAAGUGAGAUUGAUGCGCAUAGAAGUGGACAAUUUUUCGGGCUACAUGUCAACUAUUUAAGAACCCCUCAUUGUUGAAAGAUAAUCCAUGGACAC
Messenger RNA from Aspergillus uvarum CBS 121591, 2264 nucleotides. Its product is annotated as amino acid permease. Gene Ontology annotation, biological process: amino acid transport; transmembrane transport. Gene Ontology annotation, cellular component: membrane. The record is from RefSeq and is a predicted model, not a curated record. Bases 424 to 2007 code for a protein of 527 amino acids. Gene Ontology annotation, molecular function: transmembrane transporter activity. Lineage: Eukaryota; Fungi; Ascomycota; Eurotiomycetes; Eurotiales; Aspergillaceae. The transcript has 9 exons.